AUGUUGCGCAGACCGCCUACGAGUCUGUCGGUGCAGGAGUCGGAUGUGGAGACGCUCAAGGCGUACCGGCGCGCCAAGAUGAUGCAGCACAAUCCGAACCUGUCGGCGUCGUCCUUUUCGUCCGUUCGACCGGACGGCUCGUCGAUCAACGACCACCAGCCACACCAUCACUAUGCCUCGACCCUGCAGAGGAGCGACGAGUCGGACGACAUGGACGAUCCGGCCACACAGCCCGGUCUGUCGCAGCAGGAGAAUCAUAAUCCCAACCAGCCGAGCAACGCCACCACCACCAACACCUGA
Molecule: messenger RNA, 300 nt
Organism: Moesziomyces antarcticus
Lineage: Eukaryota; Fungi; Basidiomycota; Ustilaginomycetes; Ustilaginales; Ustilaginaceae
Exons: 1
Coding region: 1-300 (99 amino acids)
Biological process (GO): anaphase-promoting complex-dependent catabolic process
Cellular component (GO): anaphase-promoting complex
Source: RefSeq, a predicted model, not a curated record